Messenger RNA from Histoplasma capsulatum G186AR, 3199 nucleotides. RefSeq lists its product as uncharacterized. Lineage: Eukaryota; Fungi; Ascomycota; Eurotiomycetes; Onygenales; Ajellomycetaceae. Gene Ontology annotation, cellular component: endoplasmic reticulum membrane. The record is from RefSeq and is a predicted model, not a curated record. Bases 1 to 3033 code for a protein of 1010 amino acids. Gene Ontology annotation, molecular function: Glc3Man9GlcNAc2 oligosaccharide glucosidase activity. The transcript is spliced from 8 exons. Gene Ontology annotation, biological process: oligosaccharide metabolic process; protein N-linked glycosylation.
AUGGACGACUCCCAAUACCGUUGUGAGGAAGAGAAACGACUACAUGAGGAUCGGAAGCGAAUAAAAUACUGGAAAAAAUGGGGACCAUAUGUCGCAGAAAGACAGUGGGCAACAGCUAACAAUUUGAACGGCUCAGUCCGUGAGGACUAUUCAUCGAGAACAUACCGUUGGGGAGAGGACGGAAUUGCCGGAGUAUCAGAUACCCACGGUCUCCAGAAUAUAGCCUUCGCCUUCUGGAAUGAGAAAGAUGAUUUUCUCAAAGAGCGGCUUUUUGGACUAUCUAACCCACAAGGAAACCAUGGUGAAAGCAUCAAAGAAGCUCAUUUCCACUUGGAUAAUACUCCAACACAUUCAUACAUGAAAUAUUUGUACAAAUAUCCACAAAAGAAAUUCCCUUAUCAAGAUCUUGUGGAAGAAAAUGCAAGGCGUGGGAAACAGGAUAGGGAGUACCAGAUUCUUGACACAGGAAUUUUUGACGAUAAUCGCUACUGGGACAUCUUUAUUGAAACAGCAAAAGAGGAUGAAGACGAAUUGCUCUUUCGUGUCAUCGCGUACAACCGGGGCCCGGAACCCGCUCCGUUACACAUCAUCCCGCACGUUUGGUUUAGGAACACAUGGGGAUGGGGCCGCGAGAAUGGAAAAAAACCGUCACUCAAAAAGAUUGGCCCAUUAACUGUCCAGUCAGACCACUGCAAGAUUGGUACUCGAUAUGUCCAACUAUCGCCAUCACCCCCCACUGCCGAUAGCGCGAAAGAGAAUGUCGUGCCUCGUUCUCUAUUCACUGAAAACGAAAGUAAUGCCAAAUUUCUGUAUGGUACAGACAACGAGCAGCCAUAUGUUAAGGAUGCCUUUCAUAGGUAUAUCGUUGACGAAGAGAAGGAAGCCAUUAAUCCAGAGUGUCAGGGCACCAAGUUUGCGGCAUGGUAUGCUUUCGAUGAAGGAGAUGGCGUCCCUCCUGGGGAAUGCGCUGUUGUUCGAUUCCGCAUAUCCAAAAGGAAUGAUCUCUAUGUGGAUGAGGAGGUUUUGGAUAAUAUUAUCGAAAAGCGCAUUGAAGAAGCCGACGACUUUUACUACCGCAUCAGCCCUUUGCCGAUGGCAGAUGAUUUGAGGAACAUUCAGCGACAAGCUCUUUCUGGGAUGAUGUGGACAAAACAGCAUUAUCAAUUUAUAUGGGACCAGUGGGCAGAAGGUGACCCAGGGUUGCCGCCGCCUCCGUCGGAAAGAAAAGCAAUUCGCAAUCAGAAGUGGAAGCACUUGCAUAUCGAUGAUGUCUUGUCCAUGCCUGAUUCAUGGGAGUACCCUUUCUUCGCUGCAUGGGACACUGCUUUUCAUUGCAUUCCCCUUGCUAUGGUGGAUCCCGAGUUUUCUAAGAAACAGCUUGACCUCCUUACUAGAGAAUGGUACAUGCAUCCUAAUGGACAGAUUCCGGCCUACGAAUGGAACUUUGGCGAUGUCAACCCUCCGGUACACGCUUGGGCAGUUUUCCGAAUCUUUAAAAUUGAAAGAAAAAUGUAUGGGCGACAGGAUCUGGAUUUCCUGGAAAGGGUGUUCCAAAAGUUGCUCAUGAAUUUUACAUGGUGGGUUAACAGAAAAGAUUUCGACGGCAAAAAUAUUUUCGAGGGCGGUUUCCUAGGCUUGGACAAUAUUGGUCUUUUCAAUAGAUCGGAACCGUUACCAACAGGCGGUGUCCUCGAACAGGCCGACAGCACUGGAUGGAUGGCAUUUUACUCUCUCUCGAUGCUUAACAUCGCACUGGAAUUGGCAAAGCACCGAAGGAUAUAUGAAGACAUUGCUUCAAAAUUUUUCGAGCACUUCAUCCUGAUCAGCGACGCGAUGACUUUCAGGGUUGGAAACGAACAAUCGUCUUUAUGGAACGAAGAGGAUGGGUUCUAUUACGAUGCGAUUUCUUAUGGGGGCCCGUGGAGCCAUCAAUUACCUGUCCGAUCCCUUGUGGGAUUAAUACCGCUAUACGCUGUGCUUACCCUGGAACCAGAGCUUAUCAACAAGUUUCCUGAUUUCAAGCGACGAAUGAAUUGGUUUAUUGAUAACAAAUUCGACGUCGCUGAACGUAACAUAGCUAGCAUGAAGCGCCGCGGUAAGGACGACAGACGUCUUCUCUCUCUGGUGAGCAAAGAUAGGCUGGAGAAGAUCCUCAAACGAAUGCUUGACGAGACCGAAUUCCUUGCAGACCAUGGGAUACGCUCCAUGUCGAAAUAUCAUUCCGAACACCCCUAUUCAAUGGAAGUGAAUGGCCAAGAAUUCAAAGUAGGAUAUGUGCCAGGUGACUCCGACAGCGGACUCUUUGGCGGCAAUAGCAAUUGGAGAGGACCGAUCUGGCUCUGUGUCAAUUUUUUGCUGAUCGAGUCGCUUCUGAGGUUUCAUAUGUUUUAUGGGGAUUCAUUCCGAAUUGAAUGUCCAACUGGCUCUGGAGACUAUAUGAACUUGGGCCAGGUGGCUGAAGAAAUCCAACAUCGUUUGCAGCACCUCUUUGUCAGGGGUGAUGAUGAUCGAAGAGCUGUCAAUGGUGGAAACGAUAUCCUUGAUUUUGACCCCCACUGGAAGGAUUUUCUCUGGUUUCAUGAAUUUUUUGAUGCGGAUACUGGUCGAGGCCUUGGGGCUUCUCAUCAGUGCGGCUGGACUGGCCUGAUCGCAAAAAUGAUACAUGAUACCGGAAUUACCUGCCGCCUCCCACAUACUCCACGAACCCCGGUUACCGCCGCUUCACACUACUUCGACGAUAUAUUAUCCCGCUUUUCAAAGCCCCGGCCCUCCAAAUCCCAAAUGCUCCGCCGAUCCUCAACCAGUCGCUCCAUUGGCCAACGAAGCAGUUUCGCCAGCACCCAGGCUGGUGAUGAGAGCGUAAGCAUGUACCCGUUUGAGUCGAGCCCAAGAAUGCUAGGUGAGGAUGAUACUCCUGGCGUUAAUGAGCAAACGAGGAAUUACGUCCAUGAACAGGUUGAGUUUCUGGCGAGGCGAGUUUCAGUCGGUGUAUACGAGGAUGAGUUUAAGGCUGGAGCUGAUGAACAAGAAUGAUUGGUGCAACUUGAUUGCUCUUUGGCGCCAAGGGUUGGCUAGAUUCGCGAGUAGACUUAUUUUAUACAAACCCUAAGUAUACAUAUAUGUCAGGGAUGUGGACAGUAAAUACCCCUUAAUGCGAAAAAGCUGGAGCGAUCUAGUUAUAUCAAGGAUCAAGUUUCAC